This is a messenger RNA of Pyrus x bretschneideri (Chinese white pear), 1368 nucleotides long. RefSeq names its product protein FAM9A. The record is from RefSeq and is a predicted model, not a curated record. The transcript has 3 exons. Bases 429 to 881 code for a protein of 150 amino acids. NCBI's taxonomy places the organism in Eukaryota, Viridiplantae, Streptophyta, Magnoliopsida, Rosales, Rosaceae.
UUCAGUAUCGCUUAUGCCAACAGACUAUCACUAAAAACUAUUGCACAUUCUAAAUUGCAAUAUAAAUAUUUUAGAAUGUGUAGAACAACUCUGAAAAAACAAAAACCCUAAAGCCCUAAUUAUUAUCUAAAAAAAAAAAACCCUAAAACCCAGACAAGUCCCCUAACCAUGGUAGUAUCUAAAAUAUAUAUGGUAGGGUUACCCUCAGCCAGUCCAUAUAUAUUUUUCUCUCACUGGCCUUCGACCUCAUUUCCUCCUCUGUCUUUUUGUAGCUUCUUUUACUUAGACAUGAAUUGGAUAGAGAAAUCUGUACUACCAAAGAAAACGGAAAUAUAAUUAUUCUAGUGACUUUUUGAUAAUAUUUUUGCUUAUUUUUAUCAAAUAGGAGUAGAAGGAAGGGGCCGGAUCGAAUUUUUAUUGGGUCUUGGAUGUCACUGGAAAAGGGAGGAUUUUUUAACGAAGAUUUUCAGAAUCCAGUUUUAAUGGGGAAGAAGAAGCCUCAGAAAACGAUGGAGCUAUCAGUGGCAAUAGCAGAAGCUUCAUCAACUGGAGACGAAUCCCAGCAGCAACCGCAGGCUCACACCCCAAGAAAGAGAGGAAGGCCUCGCAAGAUUAUCAUUGAAGAGCAAUCCACUGCAGCAGUAGAACAAUCUGCUUCUGCUUCUGCAGCUGAAGAUGUUGCUAAAGAAAGUGAUUCCAAAAAAGCAAAAGUAGACGAGGAUGAUGAAGAUCAAAAGCAGAAGCAGCAGGAAGAGUUGCAGCAGCAGAAGGUAAAAGAAGAAGAAGGUAGUGGUAAAAAAGAGGAGGGGUUUUUACCUAGGGAGCCUUCAAGAAGUAGAGCAAGGAGGAAAAGCAAGCCCAGAAAGAGUAGCCACAAUUAGUUAACUCUCCUGUAGGGGUACUCCGGAGCACACAAAAAAAGUCGUCUUUGGCUGUGCAUGGUUAGCAGCUCUGGACUGCCAGCUCUCCGAGACUGACGAGAGGAGGGCAAUUGCUAAUUUUCUUAAGUCGUUGCAGCUGGCACGUGACGCUUACGUUCUAAGUUAAGAAACAAAAGCACAAAGCUAGUAGAAGAAAGCUGAUUUUACAUGUUCGGCUAGCCGCCUCAGUAAGCCAAUAAGUGCUUUUGUAAUAAGUAGGACGUGGCAGCUUAGGGGUUCAGCUCCUAGCUUAAUUAGUCCUGCCUCGUGUCUAAAGUCAAAAAAUUGUUGUGGCCAUGGGUUUAAUGGUCAUUCGCGCAUGCUCAUGUCAACUACAUAAUUCGUAGGAAAUUUUAUUCUCUACAAAAUUAAAAUUUUGUAAAAGUUUGAAAUAUCGUAUACUCCGAAAUUUUUAACAACUUAAUCUUAGUAGUUGUAUCUUGGACCA